Molecule: messenger RNA, 501 nt
Organism: Entrophospora sp. SA101
Lineage: Eukaryota; Fungi; Glomeromycota; Glomeromycetes; Entrophosporales; Entrophosporaceae
Source: the annotation of a GenBank genome assembly
AUGUCAGAAUAUCUUUUUGAACAAUCAUUAAUCUCCUCCGAAAUACAAAAUUCUUUACCAAUAAAUUAUAAAUUAAGGCCUUUGGCAAAAAAUGAUUUUGAGAAAGGAGUAAUUGAAUGUCUGGGGCAACUUUCAGUCAUUGGAAAUCCUUCUAAAGAACAAUUUAUUGAACAUUUUAAUCAAAUGAAAAGUUCAAAAGGAUAUUAUAUAAUUGUGAUUGAGAAUGAAGAAGAAAAAAUUGUUGGUGUUGGAACAUUGUUGGUCGAAUUAAAGUUUUUAAGAAGUUGUGGAAAGGUGGGGCAUAUUGAAGAUAUAGUUGUGCAUGAUUCACAGAGAGGCAAAAGUCUUGGUAAAAGGAUAAUUGAGCAGCUAAAAUACUUGGGAAAUAAAUUAGAAUGUUAUAAAAUCGUUUUGAGUUGUAAUGAGAAAAAUAUUCCAUUUUAUGAGAAAUGUGGACUAACGAUAAAAGAUGCGCAUAUGGCGCUUUACUACGAUAAAUAA